This is a messenger RNA of Nannospalax galili (Upper Galilee mountains blind mole rat), 3063 nucleotides long. RefSeq names its product RNA polymerase III subunit E (gene Polr3e). Bases 197 to 2347 code for a protein of 716 amino acids. Gene Ontology annotation, biological process: DNA-templated transcription. The record is from RefSeq and is a predicted model, not a curated record. Gene Ontology annotation, cellular component: nucleus; RNA polymerase III complex. Lineage: Eukaryota; Metazoa; Chordata; Mammalia; Rodentia; Spalacidae. The transcript has 21 exons.
AAGAGGAAGCGCGAGGGCCGGCCUGCUCCCCCCACGUGUCGGCGGAGUUUCUUCAGCAGCAACAUGGCCGCUGCCUGAUAGGAGAUCCGGCCGCCGCCGUCUCUGCAGCCCGUGGGUUCCUGGGCCGUUGCCGCCGCCCGCGCGCGGCCCCAGCAGAGAGGUCAAGUUGAGGACUGUGUGGCUGGUUUUCCCUAGUAUGGCCAAUGAAGAAGAUGACCCAGUUGUACAGGAGAUUGACGUGUACUUGGCCAAAAGUCUGGCGGAGAAGCUGUACCUGUUUCAGUACCCUGUGCGUCCAGCCUCGAUGACCUACGAUGACAUUCCACAUCUCUCAGCCAAGAUCAAGCCCAAGCAGCAGAAGGUAGAGCUUGAGAUGGCCAUUGACACCCUGAAUCCCAACUACUGCCGCAGCAAAGGGGAGCAGAUCGCAUUGAAUGUGGACGGUGCCUGUGCGGACGAGACCAGCACAUACUCCUCGAAGCUGAUGGACAAGCAGACCUUCUGCUCCUCCCAGACCACCAGUAACACAUCCCGUUAUGCAGCUGCACUCUACAGGCAAGGUGAGCUCCACCUGACACCUUUACAUGGCAUCCUACAACUGCGGCCCAGCUUCUCCUACCUGGAUAAGGCAGAUGCCAAGCACCGAGAGAGGGAGGCAGCCAAUGAGGCUGGGGACUCUUCGCAGGACGAGGCAGAAGAAGAUGUUAAGCAGAUCACGGUGCGGUUCUCACGGCCAGAGUCUGAGCAGGCCCGCCAGCGCCGUGUACAGUCCUAUGAGUUCUUGCAGAAGAAGCAUGCGGAGGAGCCCUGGGUCCACCUGCACUACUGUGGCAUGAGGGACAGUCGCUCAGAGCAUGAGCGCCAGUACCUGCUGUGCCAGGGCUCCAGCGGGGUAGAGAACACAGAACUGGUCAAGUCACCCAGUGAAUACCUCGUGAUGCUUAUGCCGCCCAGCCCGGAGGAGGAGAAAGACAAGCCUGUGGCUCCCAGCAAUGUUCUUUCCAUGGCCCAGCUACGAACAUUGCCGCUGGCUGACCAGAUUAAGGUCCUGAUGAAGAACGUGAAGGUCAUGCCUUUUGCCAAUCUGAUGAGCCUCCUAGGCCCCUCUGUGGACUCUGUGGCUGUUCUGCGUGGCAUCCAGAAGGUGGCAAUGUUAGUUCAAGGAAACUGGGUGGUAAAAAGUGACAUCUUAUAUCCCAAGGAUUCAUCCAGCCCUCACAGUGGCAUGCCUGCUGAGGUGCUCUGCAGGGGCCGAGACUUUGUUAUGUGGAAGUUCACACAGAGCCGAUGGGUGGUAAGGAAGGAAGUGGCAGCAGUGACCAAACUCUGUGCUGAGGACGUAAAGGACUUUCUGGAGCACAUGGCAGUAGUGAGGAUCAACAAAGGCUGGGAGUUCAUACUGCCUUACGACCGGGAGUUCAUCAGGAAGCAUCCAGAUGUGGUCCAGCGGCAGCACAUGCUGUGGUCAGGCAUCCAGGCCAAAUUAGAAAAGGUGUACAAUCUUGUAAAAGAAACCAUGCCAAAGAAGCCAGAUGGACAAUCAGGGCCUGCUGUUCUGGUCUCUGGAGACCAGCGAAUCCAGACAGCCAAAACAAAGGCUCAGCAGAACCAUGCCUUCCUGGAGCGUGAGUUACAGCAACGGAAGGAGCAGAUGCGAGCGACCACAGUCCUGCCCAGUGUGCAGAUCAAGGAGGAGCCCCUGAGCGAGGAGGAUGGGAAUGGGGAUGAUCUAGAGGCCGAGGAGGAGGAGGAGGAGGAGGAGGAGGAGCCUAUGGACACUGCACCCAGUGGUGGCCUCAGCACCAAGUUGGCCAAUGGGUUGCCUGCUGGGCGGGCAGUAGCUGGGGACAGCCUCAAUGGGCACCCACCCCCGGGCUGUGCCAGUAACCCGGUGGCCCGGGAACUGAAGGCUUUUGUACAGGCCACCUUUCAGAGACAGUUUGUGCUCACGCUCAGUGAACUCAAGCGCCUCUUUAACUUGCACCUAGCUGGUCUGCCCCCAGGCCACACGCUCUUCAGCGGCAUCUCAGACCGCAUGCUGCAGGACACGGUGCUGGCCGCUGGCUGCAAGCAGAUACUGGUGCCUUUUCCCCCACAGACUGCUGCUUCCCCUGAUGAGCAGAAGGUGUUUGCCCUCUGGGAGUCUGGAGACAUGAGUGACCAGCAUCGACAAGUUUUGCUUGAAAUAUUUUCAAAAAAUUACCGAGUACGCAGGAACAUGAUCCAGUCUCGGUUGACUCAAGAGUGUGGAGAAGAUCUAAGCAAACAGGAGGUGGACAAAGUGCUAAAGGACUGUUGUGUAAGCUAUGGUGGCAUGUGGUACCUUAAGGGGACAGUACAAUCUUGACAAUAGUAGCAAACUAUUAACUCAGCAAAUCCAAGCCCAGGGAAGGAUGGCAGAGCCAGAAGUAGAGUCUCGACUUGCUUCAGAAGACAGAGACGCCUCGUGGCCUGCGGCACUGCCUGGCCCAGAGGACCAGAGGGGCUUACACUCGGCCAGUGCCAGAGUCAGCGUAAGUGAGAUCGCUCCCAGCAGAGACCAGCCGGGCCUUCUUUGCAGUACAAUUUGAAAUUCCUGAUGUAUUUUGCUUAUUUGGUUUCAUUCUCAUAAUAAAGAGAGUGUACACUGACAUGGGCAGGAUUAUGAAAAUCAUGGUUUAAUACUUUCCUUUUUUAAAUGAAUGCCAACAAAGUCAAAGUUAUGUUUACAAGAUGAAGAGAAACUUAAGGUUUUUAAUAUUUAAAAUGCCUAGAAGCCAAUACAUAGUCUUAGAUUUUUUUCUCUGCUAAGACUUCUGUCAAUUUUAUUAAACCAAAUUGAAUUGUCUUACUGUUGGGUGUCUGAGGCCACUUUACCUUUUACAACAGCCUACUUUAUGUAGCAGUCUCAACUGUUUACAUGAACCAUAGCAAAAAAUUAGAAUGAAAUCCAUCUUCUCUUAAUGUUUGCAUAAAUAUGCAAACUAAACCAGGUAAGUGUGGAACAGUGUAAGCAAGGUUAUCACACUUUCAUGUAAAAAAAUUUUAUAUUUUGUGUAUUUUUAAAUAAAUGCUAACACUAAA